AAGUCAAAAGCAUGGCGAUUUUGGGCAAUGGCGAUUGGCUGCGAAUCCCAUUGAUCCUGAAAGUUUGGGGAUUUGUGAUGAUAGCAGUCACCUGCUUUUACCUUGGGAAGCACUGGUCCGAUGGGUCCCAGCAGCUCCUCUUCUUCACCACCACGCGCCGAGCACCCUCCGCCGUCUCCGUCUCGCCCAAUCUAGACAAGCCUUUCAAUCUCUCCGCACUCAUAAACGAAACCCUAGCUCCACCUCCACUGCUUCCGCCUCCGCCUCCUCCGUCUCCGCCGCCUCGGCCUCCUCCGUCUCCGCCUCCUCCACCUCCUCCUUCUUUGCCGCCUCCGCCGCCGCCCGAUGUGGUCCGGAGGUUCGGGAUCGUCGACGAGAAUGGCACCAUGUCCAACGAGUUCGAGGUGGGGGAUUUUGAUCCCGAUGAGGUGGUGGAGAAUUGGGGCAGCGAGAACGGGACUGUGCCCGAGAGCGAACCGAGUAGGUCGGGUCGGGUUAGUGUGAAGAGGUUCGAGCUCUGCCCGAAGAGUAUGAGCGAGUACAUACCGUGUUUGGAUAAUGUGGAGGCGAUUAAGAGGCUGAAAUCGACGGCAAAAGGCGAGCGGUUCGAGCGGCAUUGCCCGGAGGCUGGUCGGGGUUUGAAUUGCUUGGUUCCUCCGCCCAAGAGUUACAAGACCCCAAUUCCAUGGCCUAAAAGCCGGGACGAGGUUUGGUACUUCAACGUACCUCAUACAAAAUUAGUGGAAGAUAAAGGGGGUCAGAACUGGAUUACCAGACAUAAGAACAAGUUUAAGUUUCCGGGAGGCGGUACACAGUUUAUACAUGGAGCAAAUGGUUACUUGACUGAUAUCUCUAAGGCGGUCCCUGAAAUCACCUUUGGACGGCAUAUACGAGUUGUUUUGGAUGUUGGAUGUGGCGUUGCGAGUUUUGGUGCGUAUCUGCUGUCGCGAGAUGUCCUUACCAUGUCAGUUGCACCUAAAGAUGUCCAUGAGAACCAGAUUCAAUUUGCUCUUGAACGUGGUGUGCCUGCCAUGGUAGCAGCAUUUGCAACUCACCGUUUGUUGUACCCGAGUCAGGCAUUUGACUUGAUACAUUGCUCACGUUGUAGGAUUAACUGGACUCGUGAUGAUGGCAUAUUGCUGCUUGAGGUUAAUAGGAUGCUCAGGGCAGGAGGAUACUUUGCUUGGGCAGCACAGCCAGUUUAUAAGCACAAAGACGUUCUAGAGGAGCAGUGGCAAGAGAUGCUUAACCUCACCAAGCGGCUUUGCUGGGAAUUGGUGUCGAAGCAAGGCUACGUUGCAAUAUGGAAAAAGCCGGUUAACAACAGCUGUUAUCUGAAUCGGGAUGAAGGAACCAAACCUCCAUUAUGUGAUCCAAGUGAUGACCCAGACAAAGUUUGGUAUGUUGAUCUGAAGUCAUGCAUUACAAGACUCCCUGAAAAUGGUUAUGGAGCAAAUGUCACAGCAUGGCCUGCGCGUUUGCAAACUCCCCCUGAUCGGCUUCAGAGCAUACAACUUGAUGCCUAUAUAUCCAGAAAGGAGCUCUUCAAAGCAGAAUCCAGAUAUAACGAUGAGUUAAUUGGAGGUUAUGUUCGUGGUUUAAAAUGGAAGAAGUUUAAAUUAAGAAACGUAAUGGACAUGAGAGCUGGCUUUGGAGGAUUUGCAGCGGCACUAAUUGAACAUGAUUUGAAUUGCUGGGUUAUGAAUGUGGUUCCUGUUAGUGGCCCCAACACCUUACCUGUUAUAUAUGACCGUGGACUCAUUGGAGUAAUGCAUGACUGGUGUGAACCAUUUGAUACAUACCCACGAACCUACGAUUUAUUGCAUGCAGGCGGUCUUUUUUCUAUUGAGAGAAAAAGAUGCGAUAUCUCUACAAUCAUGCUUGAGAUGGACCGGAUGCUAAGACCUGGUGGUCGUGUAUACAUCCGCGACUCUCUUUCUAUCAUGGAUGAACUUCAGGCGAUCGGAAAUGCCAUGGGUUGGCGCGUCAGUAUAAGAGACACAUCUGAGGGGCCUCAUGCAAGUUAUAGACUCUUUAUUGCCGAAAAACGCCUCUUGCAUGGUUGAAGCAUUGGGACAUGAUGACCAGAUUGUAUCUUACUAAUCUUCUAAAAGGGAAAAUGAGCAAACCAGAUUGUCAAACACCAUCGCUUGACGGUGCCAUGGACCGGUACUCAGAGAGAUUGAUAGAAUUCUUCAUGAUUUAUUUAUUCAAGAA
Pyrus x bretschneideri (Chinese white pear) is the source of this 2217-nucleotide messenger RNA. Its product is annotated as probable methyltransferase PMT11. Gene Ontology annotation, cellular component: cytoplasm; endosome; trans-Golgi network. The record is from RefSeq and is a predicted model, not a curated record. The coding region runs from base 12 to 2066 and encodes 684 amino acids. Gene Ontology annotation, molecular function: methyltransferase activity. NCBI's taxonomy places the organism in Eukaryota, Viridiplantae, Streptophyta, Magnoliopsida, Rosales, Rosaceae. The transcript is spliced from 9 exons.